GACCCAAUUCCCAUCCGAUUUUGUGAAAGUGUUCAUAACAGGAUAAUUAGACCCGACGUAAUCCAGCCCGUAUAGUUUCUUUUCAACUUCAGAUAUAUCGCCAUUCUUGGACCUUCCAAUCCUCCUUUAAAAUCGAGCUGAAGCUUAUUCGAGUUUAAUCGUUUUACAAAAGCAGGGAAUUGAAGCUCAUUCGAGUCAAUAUUGUUUCCAAUUGAAGCUUAUUCGAGCUGGGUUUUAGCAGAUUCGUAUAGUAAGCUGAUGAAUAGAUGAUAAGCACGAUUAACAAGAACUCAAAUGUCACUAAAGUUCUUGUCUUGUAAUCAGUGGGUUCACCAGCUUCACCUUGAAAGCCCGGUGUCAUUAACUACCGCCAAAGGAAGUCGGAUAGAAGUUGGACCUAGAUUUCUUAGACUACCACAAAACACUCAACAUAAGAGCCUGUCUACAAGUUUAUGCUUUGCUAUGGAUCAGAAAAUCGUGCAUGAGGGUGCCUUUGGUGUUAGUCAGAAAGAUGGUGUGAUUAUCGUUGAUCAUGGAUCUCGUCGGAAAGAGUCCAAUCUCUUACUGAAUGAAUUUGUGCUGAUGUUCAAAAGCAAAACUGGAUACCCUAUUGUUGAGCCGGCUCAUAUGGAAUUGGCAGAACCAUCCAUAAAAGAUGCUUUCAAUUCAUGUGUCGAGCAAGGGGCAAAUCGUGUUAUCAUAAGCCCAUUCUUCCUAUUUCCUGGAAGGCAUUGGCAUCAGGAUAUUCCUUCCCUUGCAGAUGCUGCUGCUCUGGAGCAUCCCGGUAUCAAUUAUCUUGUCACUGCACCGUUGGGUCUGCAUGAGUUACUUGUGGAUGUUGUGAAGGACAGAAUUGACUAUUGCUUAAGUCAUGUAGCUGGAAAAGUGGAGGAAUGUGCAGUCUGUGCUGGAACAGGCAGGUGUAAAUUUAAAGUGCAGGAUUCCGAAAAUUAAUGUGUAGUGAUUUAAGCUACGCCGCACUUGUCAGUUUCAUGGAUCAAGCUAGAUAGCAUGUCUUUAGAACGUCAACUGUAAUAACCGGAAGGUAUGGCAUUGCUAUUUGGAGUACACAUCACUUCCUGAGAAAUAUCUGCAGCAUAUGCCGUGGGUGCUGAAUAUCUGGAUGUAGUGGCUUGUUUUCUCAGUGUAUAUGACAAUCAAUCUGAGUGGAUCACGUGAUAAAUAAGUAUUGUAACAUCAUCAUGAAUUCAUGACAAUGGUAAUCUAUGUACUGCAUAAGACGGUCAGUGAAGAAUUUUGCCAUUUUUUUGAAA
Molecule: messenger RNA, 1274 nt
Organism: Spinacia oleracea (spinach)
Lineage: Eukaryota; Viridiplantae; Streptophyta; Magnoliopsida; Caryophyllales; Amaranthaceae
Product: sirohydrochlorin ferrochelatase, chloroplastic
Exons: 7
Coding region: 295-954 (219 amino acids)
Molecular function (GO): lyase activity
Source: RefSeq, a predicted model, not a curated record